Messenger RNA from Pseudozyma flocculosa PF-1, 4695 nucleotides. RefSeq lists its product as uncharacterized. Lineage: Eukaryota; Fungi; Basidiomycota; Ustilaginomycetes; Ustilaginales; Ustilaginaceae. Bases 1 to 4695 code for a protein of 1564 amino acids. Gene Ontology annotation, cellular component: membrane; cytoplasm. Gene Ontology annotation, biological process: protein folding in endoplasmic reticulum. The record is from RefSeq and is a predicted model, not a curated record. The transcript has 2 exons.
AUGCAGUUCCGCUGGCAAUCGGCCACCAGAGGCUCGUACUCGGUCCGUCUGGUCGCUGUGCUCCUCUUUGCAGCCUCUAGCCUCGCUUUCCUCUUUGACCCGGGCGUCGACCACUCCGAACAUCCCGCCGAGUCGACACACCGAGGCAUCGACCAUCGGCUCUUACGCCCGUCCGAAGCCACCCUCGUACCUGGCUCGUCCAGCUCCGUCUCUUUGCCACUCGGGUGCCGGCGCUCUACAGACUUUUUCGCAGAUGUCUGUCCCAGCUCGUCGAACAAUCAUGGCUCGGCACACUCCCGUGCGCUAGGGGUCGUCCACGGUGACCUCCUGAUCUGCGAUCUCCCCUCGCCCGAGCCCCUCAUCACGUCAGACGAUGGCCCCAGCGGCGAUACGCCGCGCACAAGGUCCAUUGCCGUGUCUGGAACCAUCACGUUCACAGAGGGUGUCGACGUCGGCCAUCCCGGCGCCGGGCCGCCCUCUCUGAAUGGGCCCGGACAUCCAUCCCUCGACGACGGUCGCGCACCGUCUCCCGAAGACACCUACCCGCCUCCAGGAGCAGAGGGGUUCUGGCGGCAGCAGAAUGGACUGCACGAGUGGCAUCCCUCGAUGCCCGAUCCCGAGUCCUCGCCUUCGCAGCCAGUGUCGGACCCCUCGACUUCCUCGCAGACCCUGCCCCUUUCCAACCAGCCGCGGCUUCCCAACAGCGCUCUCCCGCCGGCGGCCGAACAGGCCCAGAUCAAAGCCUACGAUGCCUGGUCGGCCGAGCAGGAAGGUCAAGGCUUUUUGAGCUUCAGCGAGUGGAAGGAGAAGUACUUUGAUGCGCUGCGCGACAAGAGCAGGGCUGAAGGCGACAAGUCCAGGCCAAAGUCAAAGAAGGGACGCAAGGCCAAGGACCACACUCAACCUGCCGCCGACCACGGAGGUCCCUCGACGCCGUCAGCAUCUCCUGCCUCUGCAGAGGAUGCCGCGAGCUCCGCUCCUGCCGGCACCGACGACCCUUUGACAAGACCAGCCGCGACGCAGGACCCACCUGCCAGGCACUUGCCGCAGGACGAGGCUCGAGCGUCGGCUGGGGCAUCCGCAGCCGCCCCAAACUCACCUACGCCGGCUGCGGGCGCGCACACGGCCACCGCCGCUACAUCCUCGCCGCCUUCGGCCGACGGACCUGCUCAAUCUCAGACGCUGAAGCCAAGCAAAGAUGGCAAUGCCAUCGCCGAGGGUUCCAAGGAUGCUGUCGUCGAUCCUAUCGCGCGUGGCAUCGCUGGCGCCGACGCUUCUACCCAGCUCGCCGCGCUGAAGCAUCGCUGGAACUUUGCCUCGUUCGACUGCGCGGCCGUCGUCCAUCGGACCAACCCUUCGGCCAAAUUCGCCAGUGCGAUCCUCAGCGAGAAGAAGGAUCGCUACAUGCUCUCACCCUGUCCAAAGCAAGGAGGAGCCCAUUCCGGCGAGGGGCAAUUCGUCAUCAUCGAGCUCUGCGACGUCAUCGUCAUCGAUACCAUCGUCCUCGCCAACUACGAAUUCUUCAGCAGCAUGUUCAAGAAGUUCCGCGUCACGGCAGCCAACCAGCUCAAGGGGCGCGAAGACGACUGGAAAGAGCUAGGCACAUUCCGGGCCCGCAACGUGCGAGGGCUACAGGUCUUCAACCUUCCUCCGUCGCCGGCACGAGGAGGUUUCUACCGCUACAUCCGCAUCGACUUCCUCGAGCACUACGGCUCCGAAUUCUACUGCCCUGUAAGCCUGCUCCGAGUCUACGGCCUCACCCAGCUCGAUGACUACAAUCGCGAACUCGAGGAGAUGGACAAGCUCUCUCGAAACGACGCCGAGGCCGAAGACGAAGAGGAAGACGACCUGGAAGACGAGCUUCAAGAUCCAAGCGGCAAGGAUGCGGCACCGCCUGCAGAAGGAUCGAGCCAAGGGGCCGCCGCUGAGGCACUCGAGAGCACAUCUUUGGACGAGGUCAAGAUGCGCGACGAGGAUGUGUGGAGCCGGCACGAAAAGCUUUUCCGGGAGAGGCUCAAGCAUCAUAGAGGUCCCGCAGCAAACGCAACAUCGACGGCAUCAGCUUCGCAAGGCGAGCUCCUCGAGGAGGCAGCGCUUCCACCGCCGGCGAACGCUUCCGGUGGAUCCGAUGGACAUGGCAGCUCUGUCGAGCGACCAGAGGCCACGCAGAACCUGAGCGCCACUGAGGACGCUGGCUCUCAGUCUGGUCGAACGGAUGAAAGGACCGCUGACAGACGCUGCGAUGCCGGGGGCAGCAACGGCGGUCUGACGAGACUCUUCUCGCCCCAGGUCAGCUGUCCAGUGCAGACUCGCCAACGCGACUCAGUUCACCUCGACGAGGCUGCAGCCUCACCGCUUCCUGCCACGAGCAAGGCCGCCGCGAAAUCCAGCCGCGGACGGACGCAGCAUCCAGCGCCGUCUGAUGUCGACAGACAGAGCCGGCUGCCCUCAGCUUCAGCUAACAUUGAUCGCCGCCAGGACGCCUCCAAGGCUCACGCAAAGUCACCGUCGACGGGUGCUACUGGGCCUGCGCCGCCGCCUCCGCCAUCUACAGCAAGCAGCACCGGUGGGUCUGAGUCCAUUUACCGCGCCAUCACACGCCGCCUCAACGCACUCGAGGCCAACGCCACGCUCAGUCAGAGCUACAUUGAGCACAGCGGGCAAAUGCUGCGAGAGGUGUUUGCUAGGAUGGAAAAGCGGCAAGACGAGCGCAUGACGGACAUGCUGCGCUCACUCAACGCCAGCAACUGGCGGCAGAUCGAGGCGCUCAAGAGGAGGCAGCAGGUCGACUUGCAACGCGCCAUCUUCGAGUUCGACGUCCACCGCCAACAAGCAGAGGUGGAGCGGGUGGCCUUGAUGGGUCAGGUCGAUGCCCUCGCCAAUGAGGUGCUUCUCGAGAAGAGGCUCGGCAUCGCCCAGCUGGUCCUGCUCUUCCUGCUCUUCAUCUUCAUGGGCCUCACCCGAGGCUCGCGGGCUGCACCUUUCAUCCACUCCAGCAUCGCCAAAAUCAGCGGAACGUCGAAAACCCGCUCGUCGCUCACUGCACGCCCUGAAGGCGCGCUGGCGAGGUCGAUGGAGGGACCCGCAAUCUCAGAGAGAGCGCCUGGUUCUGCUCAGGUAACGUCAAAGAGCCACGAUGCGCCAACACAUGCGACGCAACCGCAAGCUCAAAAGGAUAUUGUCCGGGCCAGCAAGAGCCUGCAAGGAGCGCCCAGCCGUCGUCGAAGCUCCGUCGACACGUCCACAUCGCUCACUGCAAAACCCGACAGUCCCAACAAUGCGAUAUCGAGGCAGAGGUCCGGAUCCACGGCUCGCUCGAUCGUGGGCAUCGAGAGACCCGUGCCGCUUGGCACCUCGCUCUUGCUGGCAUCGCCGUACCGUUCGCGCCCAAUGCGCCAAGGGAAGGGCGCUCUGAAUCCUCCAAGUCGCAAGCAGAGGCAGCAGCGAGCGGAAGCCAAGCUCAUGCGACAGAUCACGGUGCUUUCGGAUCUCCUUAACGCUGCACAGCAUCGACAGACGCCGUCUUCGCAGUCGGGCCCGGCAUCGGUGGCCGUCAACAGUUGCAGCGAGCUACCUCAGAUCAACACCAACCUCCCCGACGCCGAUCUCGCUCGACGAGCGACUACGGCGAAUGGCCUCGGCGCCCCAAGCGUACUGUCCGCGGCCGCAGCGCCUCUCUCCAACGCUCCCAGAGAUCCCAUGACUGUUCACGCUCGAGGUCAAGAACGCGCCAGGCUCCUCGCGUCGUCGAUGGAUCGCCACUACCGUCGAAGCACGCCAGAAGCGCAGUACCAGACCCCGAUCAAGUCGCACACGACUCGGCAAGGUCGCAUCCUGGCAAAGCUCGCCAACGACGAGGCCGCUGCGGGCCUCUCGUCCGACUGGACGGAGAAGUCGGAGGAUCAGCUGGGCCUCUCCGACGACGAAGACGACGACGCUCACAGCCUCGGAGAAGUAGGCAUCGUACAGAGCUCCCUGACGCGGUCUCCGGUCGCAGACGCGCCGGACAACACCACCUCAGUGAUCAGGGCCCCUGGCAUGGCCCCCUCGCUAUCUUCACCAGCCGCAGUCACGACGCCGGUUCCACAGCUGCCGCGUCUGCAAGCUGCACCUUCUCAAGGGCCGCGCCGCGAUGGGCCGCCCACGUCGCCGCGACCCGGCGCGCCCGCCGCACGACCACAGCCGAAGCUGACGACCACUGAGCUUGGGUCGCCUCGAGACAGCCAGUCCAGCUUCAGCCCCUUGACGGCGACGACGACGACGAUGACGACCAGGCACUUUCCGCAGGCUGCCGAUAGCGAAUCCGACUCGGACGGUGGCGCGUGGCAGCGCGUGCUGCCACGCCGUUCGGCGAGCAACUCUCUCUCGAAGCGGAGCCGCGUUUCUACGCCCGAGUCGGGCGUCAAGGCAGCUGCGGCGACCUCGCACUUUGGACACCAUGCUGCGCACAAUGGAGAUGGAAGCGGCAACCCUUCGGCGUCGGCUUCUUCUUCGUCGUCGGCGUCGUUUAUGCGGAGGUGGGCGACGAGCUCGACGAGGUUUGCCCAGGACCGCGAGCGACCGCGCAAGGCGCUGACGCCCGAACCGCCCAAGAAGGAGCCUUUCCGCCGCAACUCGGCCGUCGUCGCCUCUUCCUCGUCGUCGUACUACCGCAGCGGUACGCCAGACACGAUCCGGGAGCAAGUCCGAUCCUAG